AUGGCGUUAGAAUACGUGCCCAUGAAUCUAGAUUCUCAUAUGGACCUGGUUAAUUAUAGUCACAAGUAUCCGGAUAUCACAAGAAUAUUGUUAGGGAUAGCAUAUUACCAUGAAAAUAAGGUUCUUCACGGGGACCUAAAGUCGGAAAAUUUGCUAGUUGACCCCAAAAAUGAUACUGUGAAGAUUUGUGACUUUGGCCUUGCUAAGUCAUUUGUAUGCCCUAGCAGUAGCGCUCUUACUGCUCAGGUGGCGACGCUAAGGUACCGAGCCUCGGAAGUCCUCAUGGAUUUCACUGAGUACACUAUCGCGAUAGACAUGUGGGUGAUUUUCAGCAAGCUGGAGUGGCUAUCAGAAGAAUCGUGGCCCCAUGUCACACUACUCCCUAGCAAUCCACAUCCAAACCUACCCCUCGAAGAACCACCUAUGCCAUUCCAUUAUCCCUAUAUAGUUGUGUUAACAAUUGGUUGUAAUGGAGGCAAUAGAUUCAAAAGCGGUAUGAUUUUAGUCAAUCUUUUUUCUAGUGCACAUGGUUUGGAAACAGUUAAUUUGAGGAAUUGCUGCACUUUUACAAUAUUAUUCAACUGUUUGUCGAUGUAUGUCAUGGUUAAAGAUUGGAAGCCAGAGGAUGACGAUUAA
Rhododendron vialii is the source of this 636-nucleotide messenger RNA. Its product is annotated as cyclin-dependent kinase A-2-like. The record is from RefSeq and is a predicted model, not a curated record. The transcript has 6 exons. Gene Ontology annotation, cellular component: nucleus. NCBI's taxonomy places the organism in Eukaryota, Viridiplantae, Streptophyta, Magnoliopsida, Ericales, Ericaceae. Bases 1 to 636 code for a protein of 211 amino acids. Gene Ontology annotation, molecular function: cyclin-dependent protein serine/threonine kinase activity; ATP binding. Gene Ontology annotation, biological process: protein phosphorylation.